Molecule: messenger RNA, 1351 nt
Organism: Aspergillus sclerotioniger CBS 115572
Lineage: Eukaryota; Fungi; Ascomycota; Eurotiomycetes; Eurotiales; Aspergillaceae
Product: HNH endonuclease signature motif containing protein
Exons: 1
Coding region: 120-1286 (388 amino acids)
Source: RefSeq, a predicted model, not a curated record
CGCGUCGAUCGGACCGUCAAACACAAGCCAAACUUCUAGCCCUCUUCAUUUUUUCAUUCUCUCUCUUUGCGCCCAUUCGACCAGUUUGUCGGGUUUGAAUUCUCCUAACAUCAACCAUCAUGCCCCGACAAAAGAGAAAGGCGCCGGAUGAUGACUCCACCGCUCCCUUCCGCCGUCCUCCCAGCAUCCGUCGAUCGAGCCGUUUAGCGGCGCGUGGCGGGACACAAACCAUGGCAGCACCAAUGGGCCGACAGCUUUCGGGCAUGUCAACUGACAUGGAGGAGGAAUCGGACAAAGACAGAGAAGCUGAGGCGAUGGAACGCGUGCAUAACUACGAUUAUAAGGAGAAGGAGAAUGUUGUUAACUGCCUCCUGUCAUGCGCCAAGUGGUUCCCCGAGGCCGGCAAAAUGUCUUUGGUCAGAGACAUCCUUCGCGCGGACUCCGACAAAAUGCUUUACGCUGUCUACCGUAAUUUUUACACAGCUCUGUUUGUUCCAAUGAAGGCGGCAAGUAGGCAACCAUCCGUCGAUCCUUCUCCUGUUCCGAAAAGACAACAAAAUGCAGAGCUGGUCGCAUCAACUAUCGAUAAACUACAGACCCGAAUUGCGUCCUUUCCUGAAAACGUGUUCAAGAGGGAUGAUUACCGUUGUGUUGUCUCGGGUGAUGUAGACUCCAAAUACCACCAACAGAUGGGAUUGCCGGAAGAUGUUCGUGACAUCAAGCUCAAUGGGGCCCAUAUUAUACCAUUCUCAUAUGGGUCCUGGAAAGAAAAAGGCGUGCCAGAAAACGUCGCCAGCAUUUGGGAGAUGCUAUACCGUUGCUUUCCGGGGGUAAGGCGGGCUUGUCUCACAGUUGACACCAUCAAUUCGCCAGAGAAUGGACUCACAAUGAACGUGCUCCUGCAUGCAGCGUUCGGGGAGUUUAGAGUCGCGUUCAAGGAAACUGAUAUCAAGCACCAGUACGAGAUUAAGACAUAUGGACAUACCACCUAUUAUGAACGCCAAAUGAUACCCACUGAUCGGUUAGUCACUUUUACACAAGCUGAAGGCCACAAGGACAUACCGUUGCCUGAUCCAGCACUUUUAAAUUGCCAUUAUCGAGUGGCUGAGAUCCUUCACGCAACUGGUCUUGCAGAGGUAAUUGAUAGAGACUACGAUCGCUGGAAUGAACUGCGACACGCACCCAGUGGAGCGCAGCUACAAGAAGAUGGCUCGACUGAUCUAACCCACUACUUGGAUGCCGCUUUCUGGUGGGCAGUCACCCCAACCAGUCCAACUGCAGCCUGACAUUAAGCCAUCCCCAACCGACCGUGGAGAGCAGACUUCCCUACACAACCUUGUGCAGAAUAGCU